Manis pentadactyla (Chinese pangolin) is the source of this 7646-nucleotide messenger RNA. RefSeq names its product transcription initiation factor TFIID subunit 4-like. The record is from RefSeq and is a predicted model, not a curated record. The coding region runs from base 1 to 1086 and encodes 361 amino acids. NCBI's taxonomy places the organism in Eukaryota, Metazoa, Chordata, Mammalia, Pholidota, Manidae. The transcript is spliced from 3 exons.
AUGGGGUAUAACUCGAUCCUCUCAGACAACAAUUCAUCUUUAGAACCCAACGUCGAGGGUAGGAAGGUAGCCCGUAGAAUUAAAAGUAAUCGCUUACACCUUUGUGAUACUUACACCUCUGGUCCUGCCGCCCUCGGAGCGCAGGGCGCGGACGCGAUCCCCAAAGCGCGGCCAGGUGGUCGCAGGGCGGGGAAGCGCGCGCGCAGGGCGUGGGGGACGCCCCGGGCAGGAGCCGCGGAGCGUAGGGGGCGGGGCUCGCGUGGCAGCGCGUGGCCAGGGCCCCGGGCAGGGCGGGCCGGGACUGCGCCUGCGCCGCCGCCGGUUGGGGCGGGACUUGGGGGGCAGCUCCCUCCUCCGGGCGCCGGGCUGCCCCGCGUGCGCCGAGCUCGGCGCCUCCGACGCUGCCUCGGGGCCGCGCGCAGAGCGGGUGUCCUCACACCUGUCCCGUCCCCUACCUCGGGCCGCGCGUGCCCGGGCUCCAUCCGGAGGGUGAGGACAGACGAGCCAGGGCACCAGUCGCAUGAACUCAGAGCGCCAGGCGGUGGCCGGGUGUCACUCCCCUCGACUGCCGUGUCCGACCUCGGCCCGAGGCGGCUGGGCCGUCACCUCACCUUCCUCACACGGCCUCGGGGCCCUUGGUCUGCAUUUGCGCGUCUUCGCUGCCCAGCGCAGGUGAGGCCGAGUGGAGGCCCGGCUCCAACCUCCUCCUGGGCCGGGCCGCACCCGCCGCGCCGACACCGCACCCCUUGGGUCUUAGGCCCCGCCGAGUACCGAGGCUGGGUGCUCAGACCUCUUCAGAAUAGCAGGAACUCCCCCAGUUCUGUCCACAGCACCUCCCCCUCCCCCGGCCUUUGCCUGGGUCCUCGGGUUGGGGGGAGGCCCGAGUCACACUGGCUCACCGCAUGUGUGCAGCAGCCCCUCGAGUCACGUCGGGGGCUCGGCUCCGAGUGCUUGCCUGCCCGCUGGCACAUGCAGGGUGUCAGGCCCGGGUGCCGCGGAUGGGGCACCCGGGCGCGGAGACCCCGUAGCUGCAGGGUCCCCAAGCAGGCACCCCAACAUUCAGGGAGAGUCGGGCCAACACUGUAGUCAGCAGAUUUUAAGCAAAGUCUUUUGACCUUAACACCGCUAUCCUCACAGUAAUGGCUUUCGAGCAGUAGAGUGAAGCAUUGGUAUUGUUUUCGGGAGGAUUGGAAAAGGAGAACCUAAUGGUCAGCUAGGACUGGAAACAAAGCCUCAACACCUUGACCAUUCCUAGAGAAAUCUGUGGAGAAAUCACAUACUCAGUGUUGUACACCCCGCGAACUUUUAAUGUGCUUUUUAGCUCUACCACUUAAGGCAUCUUAACGUAAACAUGUGCAUAAAACACAGUGGGACUUUUUAAACUAAGUUUUUUAAACAAGUAACUAAAUGAGAGAAAUGAAACCAAUUAGGUUUACAUAGAAGUUAAACCAAAGCUGCCUGGUAAGCCCUGUUCACUGGAGCAAUUCCCACACACGUCUAUUUCUCUCUCCUUUUUCCCCCAUAAGUGGAUUUGGGGUAAUCUCAAGAGAGACUGUUUCAUCAGAGUGGCCUGAUAGCAAGUAUUUUAGGAGGACCUGGGGGACGCCACGCGCUUGUGUUUGUGGUGAGUGAUCACAGCAACCCUGACCCUUAUAAUUUGCGGGGAGCAGGCUGUUAACAAGUCACCAUAAAAACCAACUAGAAAACACCAGGGUGAGCUUAGUGCAGACACCGAAUGAGGAGCGUGGUAUGACGGUGUGCCUGGGCCUCCUCCCGUGAGGACAGGGAGGCCCCCAAGGGGGUGACCCCCUGGGGAGAGCGUUCUAGACAGAGGGAGGGAAGAUCAGGAAGAACAUCGCAUCUAAUGGCCUUUUACCCACUGGGCAAAACUUCUUAAAACCCCGUGUAUCUGGAACUGUAGGGGAUGUGACCGUCCUGUCCCAGCCCGCCACCUGUGGACCUGGGGCCAUGCCCCUUGAGAGUGGCAGGGUGUGCGGUGCCGCCUCCACCCGUGCUCUCCCCGGACAGGCCACCUCCUGAGGCCACUUCAUCGUCUUCUCUCCAUACUUUCACAAAACCUGUGCCACUGCACAGACUGCCACCUCCUCCAAGAAGCCUUUUUCAAUCCUUCUAGGGAGAAUGAAUGAGAGCCUGGAGUUUUUGCCCCAUUCUCCCACAGCCCUUUCCUGCAUUUCUCCAGCAACUCCCGCUUCAUUCUGACCUGGGUCAUAUGUCAUCGCUUAGUUAUAUCCUUCACCCCAGAACCUAAGGAAGCUGCAAGAGUCGGGUCUGGGCUUUAUUCAUCCCUGAGCCCUGCCGCACUGGGUCUGGUGGGCAGCUGCACAUCAUAGGGUCCACUUUUGGUGGAGUCCAGUCCUUCCAUUAAUCAAUCCAGUGUCAUAGAGCAGCUGAGAUUUGCGCGCUCUCUGCUAGAUUCUUGGGGGCGCUGAGAAGGACAGGGCACAGCCCCUGCUCCUGAGAGGCUUAGAAAUCCAUAGUGGUGGGGGGGAGGGGGCAGACUGGCCCAGUGGAAGUACUACUGGUCACCCAGCUGAGGGGGGUGCACAUGCCACAGGGCCACUUGCUCUGUACUGGGGUGAAGGAAGAAAGCACAGGAAAGUCACUGCUUUGAAAUAUUGCUUAUUAAAACUUUAGAAGUAAAAAUUGUUUCAUUUUUGUUAUCUGGCUUGCCCUUAGCACCUCUCUAGGUCCCUUGUCAAACAGCCAGUCCUGUGGCUCUUCCUCAAGGGGAGGGGGCAGCCACAUGGGAGGCCUGGACAUUGGCACCCUCGCCGUCCGUUUGUCAGCAAGGAGUCAUCUGGCGUUAGGUUUAGGUGUUACAGGCUGGCACUGACAUGGCUACUUUUAUAAAGACAAGACCUUUAAAGGAAAGGAUCUUCUUGGUAUUUUGUAAAUGAAAUGGUGCUGAAUAGAGGUGGUUGUGAAAAUCUCUGAACCCCACUGAGGUUUUGGGGCUGCCCAUGGCAAUGUGCUUAGAAGAAUUGUUGGACUUAAGGAUGAGUUAUGCACUUUUCUUUGACAAACACAUAAAAGGAAAAGACUUAAUUCUAAAUGUGCCCACCUUUCUGGUGACGGGUAGCUUAGUGGUAUGCUGACAGUGAAUUUGUAAAAUCAGUACCUUCAAGGGAUAGGUGACUUUUUAAAGUGAGAAUAAGAAAGAAGCAGUUUACAACAGCUGUAACUGCUGCUAGAAAGAGAACAUUUUGAACAUAUCUGGGAAUAUUGCAUCAUGAUGUGAUUUGUGGCCAAAAAUGAUGUUAAGUCUCAUUUAUUAAAAACCCCUAGAUCUGCACACUUAAAAACAAAGUUUUAAAGUCUUCCAAAUGAAGGGUGCACUUAUUAAAAAUAAAAUACCUUUUGGUGUCAAGAAGAUGGAAAAAAUCUUUGCAUAAGCGGUAGGUGGAACUGAAAAGUAUCAUGAAUUAGUAAGCACAGCCAUUAACACGAUUUUCUUAAUUUCAAUGUACGUGUCAGUGUCUUGGUCUGCCAUAACAGCCACUAAAACCAAGUAGAGAAAUAAACUUAAAACCAGGUCUUUGAAUCAUAAAGUGUUAAACUAAGAUAUUUAAAAGAGAAAAAGUGUUUUCAGUCCAUCACAAUCUUUUUAAUAUAUAAUUGACAUAUUACAUUAUAUUAUUUUCUGAUGUACAACAUAAGAUUCAAUAUUAAUAUAUAUUGGAAAACCAUCACCACAGUAAGUCUAAUGAACAGUCAUUACCAUAGUUAGAAAAAAUUUUUUUUCUUGUGAUGAGAACUUUUAAGCUCUACUCUCUCAGUGACUUUUAAAUAUGCAAUACAACAUAACACUGUAGUCACCGUGCUGUACGAUAUGUCCCUAGAACUUAUUUAUCUUGUCACUGCAGGUUUGUAUCUUUCGACCGGCUUCCCCCAUUUCCACCAACCCCCACUUCUGGCAACCACCAGCCCGUUCUCUGUCUCUGUGGGCGCAGCUUGUUGUGUUUGUGAGUCUGCUCCCAAGGGGUGCCAUUCUGUAUUUGUCUCGGUCUGGUUCAUCUCACUUAGCAUGCCUUCAGGGUCCGUCCAUGUCGUCACAAAUGGCAGGAUUUCUUUUUUUAUGGCUGAGUGAUAUUCCAUUGUCUGUACCACGUUUUCUGUAUCCAUUCACUGCCAGACACCUGGCUUGUUUCCAUUCUUGGUUGUUGUAGACAGCGUGGCAGCAAGCAUGGUGGGGGUGCAUACAUUGUUUCGAGUUAAUGUUUUUGUUUUCUCUAGGUAAAUACCCAGAAGCGGAAUUGCUGGGCCGUAUGGUAGUUCCAUUUUCUGUUUUAUGAGGAACCUCUAUCCUGUUUUCUGUAGUGGCUGCCCCACUUUACAUUCCCACUAGCAGUGCACAGGGCUCCCUGUUCUCCACAUCCUUGCCGACACUUGUUAACUCUCGUCUUUUUGGUGAUGGCCUUUCUAGAAGGCGUGAGGUGAUACCUCACUGCAGUUCUGGUUUGCGUCUCCCUGGUGAUGGAUGAUGUGGAGCAGUCUGCGUGUGCCUGGUGGCCAUCUGUAUGUCUUUGGGAAAGUCUGUUCACAUUUGCCCGUAUUUUAAUUGGAUGUUUGCUUUUUUUGCAAUUUUUAAUUACAAUCUUGAAAGAAAAAACUUUUUGAGCCCUGUAAAAACUUGACUAUUUAAAAUUCCACUUUUAUUUAUGAUGUGAAAGUUAUGUUUUUGUAUUACAGUAUGCAGCUAUGUUGCUCUAUUAGUAUAGAGCUGUGAUUUACAGGUAACUAUGCAUUGUCUGCUGACUGGGGCAUAUGCUGGGAAACAUCCCCAGACUACUAGCGUGGCACACUUUCACCGGCUUCCUCCCUUGCAUCUAUUCCUUUUCUCCCAUCAAAAUUCAGGACCCAGUCUCUCUGGAGAAUGCCCCAGCCCACCUCGUGGCAGCCGUGUGUGCUAUGUGAGACUGACCCCACACCAUCUCCUGGAGGGGCCCGUUUGGUCUAAGCCAGCUGGAGGAUCCCCGCUCUGCCUUGGGCAUCGUGAUUGGCUUAGGGACGAGGGCAGGGGUCGGGCCGGUCCUCACAGAGACAGGGAAAUAUUUACCAAGGGCUUCUGGCCGAGCCACGUCCUCAGACUCUGGGCGCUAUUGGAAGAGAUGAUCCAGUCUUUCUCUGGACUAUGUAGCAGGCAGAUAGAAGAGCUGCCUGGCACCGCUACCGGCGUCCUGCAGCCUGGGGGUGAUGCCAGCGUCAAGAGGAGUUGGGGGCCAAGGUAGAAAGGAUCGCAGACACGGACUCGGAGCCCUGAAGACGACAGGAGCCUUGGAUCAAUCCGUGCAGAAGUUUUCCCUACCUUUGUUUUUUCUGUGUUAUAUGAGCCAGGCAAUUCCUUUUAUUUUGUUGGUAUUUGAAGUUCCCCGCGGCACCUCAUCUCCCCAUCUUCAGCAAAAGUUCAACUUGGUCAAAGUUAGGACCUUUUUGGUACCCGCGCUCACAGACAUGUGAAGAGGUCAGUGAAUUACAAGUCCAGUGGAUUCCUCCCCCCGGGGUGCGGAGGGCAGGGGACAGUAACUCAGUCUGGUCAUUCAGACGGCGCGGGGGACCGGCUGGGACCCGCACGGUCCCUCGGCUCACGGCCACAAGAGGGCAGGAGGAGACCAGCAGACGCAGGCGGAGCUGCCCAGGGACUGCGCCGAGCGCUGGCUGCGCCCCGGAAAGCCCAGCCCGCCCGGCCCGGGUAAGUUAGGACGGAGGAGAGCGAUUUCCCUUUGUCUGGACUUCGCUGUGAAACAGUCCGAGGUGCUGAGAAAACAAGUAGGUGCGAUGGUUUGGUGGUGAAGGUGACCAGCAGGGAGGAUACGUGUUUCUGCCCGCCCCCCCUUUCUCCAUCUGCAGAACACGGCUUCUGGCUGUAGCUACCUCACUGGGGCAGAGCAGGUAGGAGAGAACAUGCACGACGCGCGCCGAGAGCCACGGGGGAGAGAGGUUCUUCCCGGAAGCCCGGUGUCCGUGCGCAUGUGUGCCGACCUUCCCGGCACCCUCUGGGCCCACGUGAGCUGCCUGGAGUUCGGUGGCCGCGGGCCGCGGGGUGCGCUCGGCAGAGGAGAAGGACGCUGCUUGGUGCGGGAGGACGGGUUGGGAGCGGGUGCUGGGGCCGAGGGCGCCUUCUUGCUCUGGCCAAGCCUGGUUCCCCUGCCCGCCCCCCACCCCCACCCGCAAGGCAGCAGCGCCUGUCCUGCGAGAGCCUCCCUGGCUCAGCAGAGAAAUGUUAGUUCUGAUCUGCAUAAACUGUGCGCGUGCUUAGGUACGGCCGCUGGAGACUGUCUCUGCCCCGUCCCUUGGGUUGAAUCCACCCCUUUUCUGAGGGUAUCUGUCCUCCCAGCGACACUUGGAGCCUGCGUGUGGGCUGGGGCCUCACCGCCUUAGAGCAGGAGGGCGGCACCAUCCCUGGGCAGCCGGGCAGCGCGCCCUGGCUUCUUUCUCCUCCCAGUGAGUACCUUCCUCCUAUUUCAUAAAUAUCGUUGUUGUUUCUUGGCAUUAAGUUGGGAGAUGAGCAGCAUAACUGUAUGUUUUCAUUGAAUCAAGAACUUCUCUCUGAGACUUCACCAGCGGCUUUCUGCUCCUGUCCUGACCCUUCAACUACCUUCCACAUGGCGGCUGGGAGGCAAACAUUACAAUGAACUGUGGAAAACUCUAGCUCCUAGGAGGGGGCAGAGCGGCCCCACCCCGACCCGUGGGUUCCCUCAGGGUCCGGUUUCACCGCGCAGCCCGGAGCAGUCUCACAGCGGCUCCUGGGGAGGCGGGAAGACCUGUCCCGAGAGCAAACCCGUCAGCAGGAGCGUUUCCUGGAAUGGGCACUGGGAGAAAGUCUGCUGGUUCAAACGAAAGGAGCUUGAGAUAGAGUCCAAGUGAAGACACGUCACUAGCGUAAACCAGCUUUGGAACGAGGAGGGAUUGGUGGGUCGUGCUCUGGAAGCACGCAGGGGGCGAUCGACGGCUAAGGCCCGCUGCAGGCUGCAGAGCAGUCUGAUUGCUGGUGGGCCAGGCACUCGGGGCGCCCUGAGGUUGCCCAUUUCGCACGGAUCCCAGGGGCCCUGGCAGCUGGCCCAGCAAGAGUGGGGAGCCCACCUGACAGACCACAGUGACCCCUGCAGAGAGACUGAUGUCCAACAGCAUGGUGCGGAUGCCUCCAGCUAGGAUGGCGGCAGAAAGGGCAUCAGGGGUGUCAGGACAACACUGACGCGGCGCAGUGUAGACCAGUCUACCCUGGGCAACUGCGGGUUCCUGUAGGCAAAAUGGUGGUACAAAUACUGACCGUGGCCUCUGCAGCAAGCCCCAGGUCCACCUCCUAAGACUGUCCUGAAAAAUUACCUUCAAGGGAAAAAUGCUCCAAACUGAAGUGAUUGAUUCACUUUUCAGCAACUAUUCUAUUUUUAAAAGAUAUUCAAAAUUAGAAUGAGGGCAGUGGUGGUGGUUUAAAAACCCAGAAUAAAUGUGAAGGGCUUUAUUAUGUAGCUCAUCUCUUUUUAAAAAAGGAUCUUUUCUCCCAAGCCAUGUCUUUCCUGUGACAACAGUUACAGGCCCACUGAGCAGAAAUGCAGACACCAAGCCCACCACCCAGUAGUGCAGAGUGCCCUUGCAAUGAGGAAGGGUGGGCGCCUUUCCUUAUCCUC